AUGGAGGCAAAGAAAUUUGGAUCAACUCGAAUCGUGCUAAAUCGAAUUCUUGACAUUCUAGGUGUUCCAGAUGAUUACUACUAUAGCAUUUUUGGCAAAGAAUUGAGAUGCGUGAAAAGACCCAAUAAACUUACUGAAGAGCUCGAGAGGUUAUGCAAGAAAAGUAGCCUUCAAUAUGUAAAUGUGGUUGAUGUCGGGCUACUGGAUGUCGAAGAUUUCUGUGAUCUUCUUCAAAAGAUGCUGAACCCGGAUCAAAAAGUCAGACCAAGUGCAGAGGAAUGUUUGGAGCAUCCAUUUCUACAAGGAUUGAAUAAGCGAUUGCAAACUCAUGCCCUGAAUCGGCAACCGGUCACUGACGAGGAAAUGAAGGAUCGUAAUCAAAAGCACAAAGAACUGCUUAACAAACAACUUUUGAGUGGAUAUACAAGACUCUCUUUC
Molecule: messenger RNA, 438 nt
Organism: Mesorhabditis belari
Lineage: Eukaryota; Metazoa; Nematoda; Chromadorea; Rhabditida; Rhabditidae
Source: the annotation of a GenBank genome assembly